Molecule: messenger RNA, 1852 nt
Organism: Thamnophis elegans (Western terrestrial garter snake)
Lineage: Eukaryota; Metazoa; Chordata; Lepidosauria; Squamata; Natricidae
Gene: SGCD
Product: sarcoglycan delta
Exons: 7
Coding region: 1-867 (288 amino acids)
Biological process (GO): cardiac muscle tissue development; heart contraction
Cellular component (GO): sarcoglycan complex; sarcolemma
Source: RefSeq, a predicted model, not a curated record
AUGCCUCAGGAACAGUAUGCCCAGAGAAGCACCAUGCAGAGCUCAGAAGGACCACAUGUGUACAAAGUGGGGAUUUAUGGUUGGCGGAAGAGGUGCCUCUAUUUCUUUGUGCUACUUCUAAUGAUUUUAAUCCUGGUGAACCUUGCCAUGACCAUCUGGAUUCUGAAAGUUAUGAAUUUCACAAUUGAUGGAAUGGGAAAUCUAAGAAUUACAGAAAAAGGUUUAAAGCUAGAAGGAGAUUCGGAAUUCUUGAAACCUCUCUACGCCAAAGAAAUCCGGUCCAGGACAGGCAACCCUCUGUACUUCCAGUCUGCUCAGAAUGUUACAGUGAACAUUCUCAAUGAGGAGAGUAAAGUUCUUACACGUCUGGUAACAGGUCCCAAAGCAGUGGAAGCCUACAGCCAAAAAUUUCAAGUGCUAACCACUUCAGGGAAAUUGUUAUUUUCUGCAGAUGAUAAUGAAGUGGUCGUUGGAGCAGAAAGACUGAAAGUUUUAGGAGCAGAAGGCACAGUGUUCCCCAAAUCUAUAGAAACUCCUAAUGUCAGGGCAGACCCCUUCAAGGAACUAAGACUUGAGUCUCCGACACGCUCUUUGGUGAUGGAGGCUCCCAAGGGAGUUUUGAUUAAUGCUGAAGCUGGCAACCUGGAAGCAACGUGCAGGACGGAGCUUAAGCUGCAAUCCAAAGAUGGUGAGAUAAAGUUGGAGGCUUCAAAAAUCAAACUACCUAGAUUGCCUCAGGGAUCCUACUCCCCUUCUGGAUCCAAUCAAAAAAUCUACGAGCUGUGCGUAUGUUCCAAUGGGAAGCUGUUUCUGUCCCAGGCUGGAUCUAGCUCCACCUGCCAGAUAAACCCAAGUAUCUGCCUUUGAAAGAGACUGUUUGCAGCAGACUUCAUGGCAAGACAGUUAAGCUGCCACUUAAUUUUGCUAGAACACAGAAAGCCUAUCAAAGACUUGUGUGUAUGUUUUGGGGGGUGCGUGUGCGUGCACGUGUGUGUGUGUGUGUGUGUGAAUAUAUAAAUAUAUAGAUAUAUAUAGAAAUAAGUAUAUAUAGAUAUAUAUAUCCUUUUCCAUAAAAACGAGGUUUCAGUACAAGAAAUUCCAGGGUGAUCCUCUUGGUGUAGCAUUUAUCAUUCCUGCAUCAAAAUGUAAGAACUAUGAGUGAACUGGAUGCAGAUCCUUUCCAGAGUAUUCAGAUUGUUGAACGUAUGUCUCCAUUUGUCAAGGGUUUUCAAGCCUCUCCAAAUUUAAAGGCUAGUUCACAUGUAACAUUUAAUCUACAUAACUCUAAGAAGAAAUUCUAUCAUGUCACAAGAUACUGCACCCAGGUUUAAUCUGCCGUGUGUAAAGGCACUAGAUCUGCAAUUGCGGUUUCCCCAGCUGUCUAGGAAAGGGAGAUAGAGAGAUUACAUUUAUAUGAUGCUGAACACAGAUUCCUGUGCUGUUGGUUCAUCUGUGGACAUAUAGAUAGAUAUCUGUAUCUGUGGAGAAAGAGUAUUGUGUAUAAAGACAACCUAAACAUGAAACCAAAAAAGCAAAGGCAGCACUCCUCGUGAAAGUAACAGACCAAAAAGGAAGGUAGAAUAUAUUCAAGCUACAAGUAAAGUUCUUCAGUAAACAGAAGAAUAGAGCGAGUUUAAAACAUAUAUAAAACAAACCACUCUUGGAGUGGUUUACAGAGUCUGCAUAUUGAUCCAAAUAAUCUGGGUCUGCAUUUUACCAAUCUUGGAAGGUUGAGACAACUUUGAACUCCAGACUGUGAGCAGAGUUAACCUGCAACGAUGCAUUCUAACUACUGUACCACCAUACAUCAUAUAAUCAGAAGAGGCUUCAAGAAGGGCCUGGGAAUGGUGUC